CUUGAUAGGUACUUAACCGCCUCAUCUUACAUCCGAACAACACGACCUUUGUCCCAUCGCCAGUUUCCCUUCCGCUUUUUUCUACAACCAAACGUAAUCUUUCGUCGCUCAUCAAAAUGGAUCGCAUCAAGGAGAAAAUGAACCAGCUUCGCCUGGAGGCCGACGAGGCCGCUGGCAAGGUCGAGGAGCUUCAGACCAAGGUCAAGGUCCUCGAGCAGGAGAACCUGUCCAAGGAGCAAGAGAUCACCUCCCUGCAGCACAAGAACAACCUCCUUGAGGGUGAGGUCGAGAAGCUCGAGAACACCGUCAAGGACUUCAAGAAGGCCGCCGACGAGGGACAGCAGCACGGAACCCAGAACGAGACCCUUCAGCGAAGGCUGCAGCUCCUCGAGGAGGAGGCCGAGGAUGCCGACAAGACUCUUCGUGAGGCCAACGAGAAGCUCCGACAGACCGAUGUCAAGGCUGGACACUUCGAGCGCAAGGUACAAGCUCUUGAGAGCGAGCGUGACCAGUGGGAGACCAAGUACGAGGAGAUGUCGCAGAAGUACACUUCUCUUCAGAAGGAGUUGGAGGAGCUCCAGGCCGAGAUUGGCAACAUCUAAUCGAACUCCGACCUUUAUACACUUGCGCCGGAUGCAGUAUGUUUAUUAGCAUGUCCCUCAGCCAUCAGUAUACUCGUUCAGUUGCAUGAUGCUUUGGUUGAAGGGAUCUUUGAGUGUUGGCCAGAUGAGCGAAUGAAGCAGUUUCCGUAUAUCAUGUUACUUUUCUACUAGCUGAUUGAAGCUGGCCUUUCUCAUUUCUAAAGGGUAUCUUUUGUAAAUGGUGCGCCUGUUUGCAUCCCUCUCUGUUGUCCAAAUCCACCGGUUCUCAACAAAUUUAGCCCGAC
Molecule: messenger RNA, 886 nt
Organism: Fusarium graminearum PH-1
Lineage: Eukaryota; Fungi; Ascomycota; Sordariomycetes; Hypocreales; Nectriaceae
Exons: 3
Coding region: 117-602 (161 amino acids)
Source: RefSeq, a predicted model, not a curated record